ACCUGAUUAACAUAUAAUGCUUCUUCAUAGGUCAGAGGCAGAAAAAAGAUACUGAGAGUAAGCGUGCUUCCUCCAUCUCCUUGUUUAUGUCUUUGGCUGCUCCUGCGUCUCUCAGUCUUGGUUCCACUGCCUCUUCAAACUUUGUGCCAAAUGGCACUAUCUAUAAUAUUGAUGGAUAUUGGGUGAGACCCGCACAUGUGGAGCCAAAGAGGAGCGAGCCACACGUUCCUCUAGCACCAACAUUUUAUGCUCCUGUGGUGGUUGAGAAGGUUGAUGAAAGUGCUGAAGAUGAUUAUGAAAAGCUAACCAAGGAUCUCGGAAAAUUAACUUCUCCGCUGGAGAUUAUAACAAAAGCCCACGAAAAGCUCGGUGACAAUAUUGCUCUAGCUUUCAGUGGACCCGAGGAUGUCACUUCGAUGGAGUCAUGGUUAACUGGCUGCCUUGUUUCGGUGUUCAUUGAUGCUGUUGAGGUGGCGCUUCUUUGGAAUGCUCUUAAGGGCGUGAGGCCUAUGGACGGAUCAUCAGAUGGCUUUUUUGGAUGCCGUCCAUUGAUUAUGAAUUAUGAUGAUCAUGAGAAAAGCCAAAUUAUACCCAUCUUCUUCUACGGAACUGGGAUUACUGAGCAGCAGCAAUAUGCUUUUGCUGCCGCAAUCAUGUGCUUGGUAGAGAUCCUAUGAUCUUCUCGUACUUACAAGAGAAGAGUUCCCCUCUGCAACAACUUCAAGUUUGUAAGCUUUUGUGAUCAUGAAUUGCUGCUGUAAACAUGGUCCAAAAGUCUCAGAUUCCACAUUACACUUUAUUUAAGCAAUUUAGAUAUGCGUAGCAAAACAUGAGCAAUUUGAAUACCAUAGAGGUACUUCUUUGAUCUUUUUUCUCCUUCUAGCUAGGUGCUUUCUCUUGCAUACUUCCUGUAUAUCUGAAGGGACCAUACGCUUUUUAUAUACAUCUUAAUUACAUAUAUAAAUAAAUAAAUACCAUAGA
Molecule: messenger RNA, 981 nt
Organism: Alnus glutinosa
Lineage: Eukaryota; Viridiplantae; Streptophyta; Magnoliopsida; Fagales; Betulaceae
Product: 5'-adenylylsulfate reductase 1, chloroplastic-like
Exons: 4
Coding region: 87-677 (196 amino acids)
Source: RefSeq, a predicted model, not a curated record